GAGUCUCCUUCUUCCAGUUUCCUCUUGUUUCCCACAAUGCACAGCGAACACCACCACCAAGAUGGCCGACGCUAUGGAGGAGUAUGAGAAAGAAGCUGGCUGCGUCCCGAUUCUCCAUCCUGAGGAAAUCAAACCCCAGAGUCAUUACAACCACGGCUACAGUGAGAGCGUUAGCCGUAAAAACCAUGUGGACGACUACAGCACCUGGGAUAUUGUCAAAGCCACACAAUACGGCAUCUAUGAGAGAUGCAGGGAGUUGGUGGAGGCGGGCUUUGACGUUCGGCAGCCAGACAAAGAAAACGUGACACUCCUCCACUGGGCCGCCAUCAACAACAGGAUAGACCUGGUGAAGUACUACAUAUCAAAGGGAGCCAUAGUGGACCAACUGGGAGGAGACCUCAACUCCACACCUCUACACUGGGCCACCAGGCAAGGUCAUCUAUCCAUGGUGGUGCAGCUCAUGAAAUACGGUGCAGACCCGUCUUUGAUUGAUGGAGAGGGCUGCAGCUGCGUCCACCUAGCCGCUCAGUUCGGACACACAUCCAUCGUGGCGUACCUUAUCGCCAAAGGGCAGGAUGUGGACAUGAUGGAUCAGAAUGGUAUGACUCCUCUGAUGUGGGCGGCUUACAGGACGCACAGCGUUGAUCCAACUAGGCUUUUAUUGACCUUCAACGUGUCAGUCAACCUGGGCGACAAAUAUCACAAGAACACGGCGCUGCACUGGGCCGUACUGGCUGGCAACACUACAGUCAUCAGCCUGCUGCUGGAUGCCAACGCUAACGUGGACGCGCAGAACAUCAAGGGUGAGACGCCACUUGAUCUCGCCAAGCAAAGAAAAAACAUCUGGAUGAUCAAUCACUUACAAGAAGCUCGACAGGCCAAAGGUUACGACAGCCCGUCCUAUUUGAAAAGACUGAAAAUGGACAAGGAGUUCAGGCAGAAGGUGAUGCUGGGAACGCCCUUCGUGGUCAUCUGGCUGGUGGGUUUCAUCGCCGACUUGGACAUCGACUCCUGGCUGAUCAAAGGCGUCAUGUAUGCUGGUGUCUGGGUUGCCGUGCAGUUCCUUUCCAAGGCCUUCUUUGAUCACUCCAUGCACAGUGCUCUGCCUCUGGGAAUAUACCUGGCCACCAAGUUCUGGAUGUACAUCACCUGGUUCUAUUGGUUCUGGAAUGAUCUCCCCUUUGCUACUGUCCACAUGCCCUUCCUGAUAAACACUCUGGCUCUGUUCUACAACUUUGGCAAAUCCUGGAAGUCUGAUCCAGGAAUCAUCAAAGCCUCAGAGGAGCAGAAGAAAAAGACGAUCGUGGAGCUGGCGGAGACGGGCAGUCUGGAUCUAAGCAUAUUCUGCAGUACCUGCUUGAUACGGAAGCCCAUCAGGUCCAAACACUGUGCUGUAUGCAAUCGCUGCAUCGCCAAGUUUGACCACCACUGUCCCUGGGUGGGGAACUGUGUCGGUAGUGGGAACCAUCGUUACUUCAUGGAUUAUCUGUUCUUUCUGCUCUGCAUGAUCUGCUGGAUGAUGUACGGCUGCAUCUCCUACUGGAGGAUCCACUGUGCCACCAGUUAUGCUAAGGAUGGUUUCUGGCUCUACCUGUCCCAGAUUGCCUCAUGCUCACCCUGGAUGUUCUGGAUGUUCCUCAACAGCGUCUUCCACUUCCUGUGGGUGGCCGUGCUCAUCAUGUGUCAGCUCUACCAGAUCGCCGCUCUGGGAAUCACCACCAACGAGAGGAUGAAUGCUCGGAGAUACAAGCACUUUAAAGUCACAGCCACGUCCAUCGAAAGCCCCUUCAACCACGGCUGCAUCCGAAACCUCAUCGACUUCUUUGAGAUUCGCUGCUGCGGUCUGAUCCGGCCGGUGACUGUGGACUGGACCACGCAGUACACAAUAGAAUACGACCAGACGUCUGGAUCGGGCUAUCAGCUGGUGUAGAGGAGGAGCACGGCAGCGGGGAGCAGGGAGGGUGAAGCGACGCUGGGAGGAAGGAAGGAAGGAAGGAAGGAAGGAUUUUCCUCCCCAGGUCACCCCCGGCAUCCGUAUUGGAGCAGUGCUGUUCUCGGGAACGCUUACUUGUUUUGUUUUGGGGUUUUUUGUUUGUUUGCGGAUCAUCUCUCCUCACCGAUCAAAAGACGAGAAACAGUCUGGCAGGACACGCAUGCUUUUAUGGUGCAAUACCACGCCUCAACCUAAACCGCCCUCGGCCACAACUACUACUGUCACUACCACUACUACUACUCGUACUACCACUACUACCUUAUGACAUCACGUAAGUACUGUGCCAGAUCCUUCACCACUGUCCGACACUCAUCUUCUCCGAGCCCUUUGGACAGUACACUGCUGCCAGGCACCGGCGAGAGGAGCGAUGGCGAAGGAUUUCAAAAUAAAAGCUCCUCUCUCUGUUAUCCUGUCCAGGAAACACAGCGCUGAGGAGACAGCAGCAUCAUUAGAGGGCGGUAUACUUAAUUCCCUUCAUCUACAAACACUUACGUAAGGUGUCCCCACUGUAGUUCAGGAACUGUGCAGUUCCUGUGGUGGUGAGAGAAGCUGCCGGAAGGAUUUAGGGGUUUUUGUUUUAAGGUAGAUAGUGAUAAGGGAAUGUGUUUUUAAGACUGUGCAUCAUGAUGAGUUAAGAGUGGAAGUGGCGCCGCUGUCAAAGCCCCACUUCACCCUCCCGCCUGUGAUCUGCUUUGAAUUCACCAGGAACUGAGUUUUUUCAGAUUUACACAAUUAAAAAAAAAAGAAAUUACAGGAUUUCUAUGUGGAGGGGGUGUGGCUUAUUCAGCGACGACCACCGUAAAUAGCCUCCAGACAAUGUGACGUUGGUAUAUUUAUUUUAAAAACUAUUUAUAAAUGAUUAUAACGCCAUUCCUUUACAUUUCACAUGGUUUUUAGCAGAGUAGUAUUUUAAUGAGGAAAAAGUUUCUGAACCCCAAAACUUUCAAAUCAGUACUGCGAAUUUAUUUAUUAACAAAAGUAGGUUUAAAAAGAGAACUUUUUUUCUUUUUUAGUUUCAUUCCAUAUGUAAAGUGUUUUUGUUUGUCUGCCUACAUUAUUGCACUGAUUUGUGUUUUUUGUUUUUUAAUGAAGGGUCCCGCCGUGCGUCUUCAGGUCGUACUCUCCCGCCGUGUGGCCACGUUGCUGGCACAGUCUCGCCCCUCAGCAGUUUGGGACGGACUGAAAUGUAAAGAAUGUGCAUCUGUAUAUAAAGAACCUCCGUAAUGACUUUUUAUUGGGUUUUUGUUUGUUUGUUUGUUCCGUCAGUGUUAGUCGACGGUGAUCAUGGGAGAACAAUUUCUCGCAGUCACACUGAAACAAAGCAACUAUACUCCUCCAAACGUAUGACUGUAGCUUUUAGUGAUGUCCCAUACUGCUGUUGAUAUGCAUUUCAACCCUCCAUGAAGCUCUGCUGCAUGUACGACGCCUGGGACGGCGUGGGCCCCGCCCGCCGCACGUCUGUAUAUGGUGAAUGUUAAGUAUUUGCAAGUACUUUUCACGCAUUCUGUUCAUCUGUCUGGUUUGUCCCCUCAGUUCUCUUUCCGUACACCCAGCGUGCAUAUCUUUACUGGACGUCGUCUUUGGUCUUCAGGUUCGCCCGAUCUCCAGUCGGGCUCCACUCGUGCAACUGUGUAAUAUAUCUGAAUGUUCCAGGCUUGUGGACUUUGUAGUCACCCUGAAUUUUUUUAAUUUUCUGUCAUUUCGCUGGGUUUGUUAUACCACUGGAUGUACAAAUUGUAAAGCAAAGACACUAGAGAACUACG
Molecule: messenger RNA, 3756 nt
Organism: Thalassophryne amazonica
Lineage: Eukaryota; Metazoa; Chordata; Actinopteri; Batrachoidiformes; Batrachoididae
Gene: zdhhc17
Product: zinc finger DHHC-type palmitoyltransferase 17
Exons: 17
Coding region: 62-1930 (622 amino acids)
Biological process (GO): protein palmitoylation
Cellular component (GO): Golgi membrane
Molecular function (GO): palmitoyltransferase activity; protein binding
Source: RefSeq, a predicted model, not a curated record